AUGAGCGCUGCCAGCGGAUUGUUGUACGCCCAGAAGGCGAUGUUUAUUUGCCGCGUUGGCGUCUGCGCGAGGUUUGCUGCUUCGCAAAGGAGAUGGGAGCUGGUGCGGCAGACUAAGAACCACAAUGCGAAUUACCAGGUAUCGAUUCCCGAAAAUAAGGCUGGAGUGUCGAAGUACGUGAUACCCAGCGAUUCGGGUGCACUUUUGGUUGACGGAAGGAGGCUGACACGAGGGGAACGCAUAUAUCAGGGCAUAUCCAUAGGUAUGUCACCUCUAGAGGGAUCCAAUCAGUGUCUAGGGUUGCCCGUUAUCGCAUUUGUUGCCGCUCUAGCCGUGCCAGUUGGGCUUGUAACGCUAUUCGCGUUCAAUGGGCGAAGGAGGAUCGAAAAGGAUAUAACGAAAGUUCAGCAAAUACCUCACGUCGUGGAAAUUCCAUCGCCAAUAAAACUGUUAGCGGCGAAGGAGCUUGCCAAAUUGAUAUACGUCAACAAGCCCACGAUUGUAGUCUAUUACCGACCGGGGAGCAACGAUGAGGAGUCAAACAGGCUAAACCUGCUUUUCGCAUUGCUGACAGAGAUCGCAGCAGUUGAAGGGUCGCCGUUGAACGUUUAUAGAGUGAACGUUCAAAAUGAGUUCCAACACUUCAACCAGCACCUCAGAGAAGAAAUUAAACAAUCCCCUACAGCGUUAAUACAUCUGGUGAUACCACAGGAGAAGGAAUCCAUGGUUACUGCCGUACUCCCGCCUGUAUCAGCUACGUCAUUUGUCGACCACCUCACAAAACAACUGGGCAAUGCAGGCAUAAAAUUUACAAAGGAUAAGGCCGCAACUAAAAUAUUAGAUGACAAACUCGUUAGCAUCAAACGUUGCAUGUUUGACUUGAAGAUAGAAGGUGAAGUGCUCUUUGUCGGCGGUCACAACUUCUUGCAAUUGGAGAGAGAGUGCAACAGGCUGAUGCGCUGCUCCGACAAACUUCCCCCAAAAUAG
Molecule: messenger RNA, 987 nt
Organism: Babesia bigemina
Lineage: Eukaryota; Apicomplexa; Aconoidasida; Piroplasmida; Babesiidae
Exons: 4
Coding region: 1-987 (328 amino acids)
Source: RefSeq, a predicted model, not a curated record